AUGCUCGCGAGCCCCAAGCGCCAAGUGCGUCCCAAGGUCUCUUCCGCGCUGCAAAUCGGCCCGAUGCUGCUGCCCGAGAUCCUCGAAGUCAUUUUCGAGCACCUCAGCGACAAUGUGACGCUCCGUGCGUUCCUCACAGCAUGGCCCGAGAAGCACCUGACGCUGCCGCUGCAAGCGCUUCGGCAGCUUCUUGGCCACACAACGAGCCAGCUCCGCGUCGCGUGGCCAAUCGUUCAUGUAUUAGAAGACAAUCUGGACGAACAAACAAUGGACUAUCUGUACGGGACGUUUCCGUUGUCGCCGCAGAUCCACAUCGAGUAUCAGCUGGGCGACGCGGCCGACCUCGACGACGUCCUUCAAGACUACGGUCCGUGUCUGGCGGCCCUUAAGCUCUACUCGUCGUUCGAAGACAUCGACGACGUCCGGGAGAUGCGCAGUUUGCUGCUCUCGGUGCCGCAUCUGCGCCGGCUCGAAGUCCACCUGAUCGACCGCAAUGAUGCGACGCAUGGGCUCUCGCUUCUGCUCCAAGUGCUCGAGCACCCAACACUGACGCACUUGACGCUGGCCAACGGCGAAGAUCCCGUCGAGCUUGACAUUGCCUUUUCGCACCAGCUGCUCAAGUGGCUCGAGACGCGCCGCGUCCAGCAUCUCUCGCUCGAGAACCUGUUUUUGGCCACGAACGCGGCGCUUCCGUCGGCCCUCAGCCGCGCGAUCGCCGAGAACAACCAGCUCCAAGCGCUGCACUUGCGGACCGUCAAUGUUUUCGAAAGCAGCGUGCUGCACGGCUACACCUUGCCAAACUCCGUCACGUCGUUCGAGUGGGAAGAGCUGAGUGCGUCGGACAGCAGUGCCAUCGACAACCUCGUCGCCGCCAUCCAAGAUGCACGGGCCCUGCGGCACUUGGCAUGGAAAAACGCCGUGCGACUCCUCACCGAUACGCGGGUACGCCGCGUGCUUUCCCAGCUCACAUCGCUGACCUUGCACAACGUCACGUCGAGCGAGAUGCCGGCGCUGGUCUCGGGCUUGCAGCACGUUCCGCACCUCCAGCACCUCACCUUGUGUCGGAACCUCGAAGAGCUGAGUGUUUAUGGCCAUCGGUUCACAGCCACAGAACUCGGUCUCUGGCUGGUCGCGGUGCUUCGCUGGCCGCAGCUGCGGUCGCUGGCGCUGGCGUCGCACCGAUGCUCGCUCCAGCAGUGCCUCUCGCUACUACCGGCCAUUGCUGCCGCGGCCAAGCACCUCACAACGUUGGAUUUGGCCAACGACGUGUGGUCGCUCGAUGAAAAGAACGUCUUUUGGCGAGAGCUCGCAACGGUUGCACGCGUCGAGAUUGCACCGUAA
Saprolegnia parasitica CBS 223.65 is the source of this 1341-nucleotide messenger RNA. RefSeq lists its product as hypothetical. Bases 1 to 1341 code for a protein of 446 amino acids. The transcript has 3 exons. Lineage: Eukaryota; Oomycota; Saprolegniomycetes; Saprolegniales; Saprolegniaceae. The record is from RefSeq and is a predicted model, not a curated record.